GCGGAGCUCACUCGAAACACAUGCAUGUCGCUGUGGAGGGCAGGUGCAGUCCAGGCCUGGCUGGAGGUUGUCAUGGGAAUGCCCAUGUACACCCGAGCCUGCUCUGAAAACGUCAAAAGUGGGAAGGUGCUGCUGGGCCUGACGGAUGAGGAUUUGGAGCUGGGUCUGGGUAUCAGUAACCCCAUUCAUCGCAGGAAACUGAGACUGGCCAUUGAGGAUUACAGGAGAGCUGAAGGGGACCAAGGACUAUCGAAAGCAUCUGAGAUGGACCAUCACUGGGUGUCAACAUCAUGGCUGAGUGACGUGGGAUUGCCUCAAUACUCGCAGACCUUCCAGAGUAAUCUAGUGGACGGGCGAGUGCUGAACUCUCUGAGCCGCAGAGACCUGGAGAGAUUCCUCAACAUCAGCGACCAGUUCCACCAGACCAGUCUCCUCCUGGCAAUCCAGAUCCUGCAGAUACUCAGUUUUGAUAAAGAGGCCCUGCAGGCACGGCGGGCAAAAUGUGAGCACCAGGACUGGGAUCCCAUUGUUUGGACAUGUCACAGAGUAAUGAAGUGGAUCAGAGACAUAGACCUCAAGGAAUUCGCAGACAACCUUCAGGGUAAAGGGAUUCAUGGAGCUGUGAUGGCUCUGGACCCGUCCUUUGACACAGACGCCAUGGCCAAAGCCCUGGGGAUCCCCAGCAACAAACACAUGCUGCAUCGACACCUGUAUGAAGAGAUGAAAUCACUCGCUAUCCCUCACAGCAACGCAGAGCAGGGCAAUGAGGUCAUCGGCUCCUCUUCGCCUGUGGCUGUUAACCGCUUUGCUGAGGAGAGGGUGUCGAUCAGAAGAUCAGGAAAGAGUCCACUGAGGUUACGUGCCAACAGCCAAGAGCGAGGUCUGGGCUUCCAUGGCAGCUGUGGCUCUCUGCCCAGAGAGGCCCGAGUUCAGGCUGUUCCCCGAGCCAAAGGCAGCCCGAUGCACACCUUCAAGAGUGUCGAAAUCACCAACGUCUGAACCAACCUCAGCCAUCGAGUUCGCCCAUGUUGUUGCUAUUGUUUACAUGCUUAUUGUAUUAUAGUUGUUUACUACUGAGAGUGAUCUACACUCAACAUCACUGGACUUUAAAGUCUCCAAGGGAUGUACCACUUCAUAAUUCAUAUAUACCAUUUUUGGCCAAUAUAAGAAUAAGACAUACUCUGUGCAGAAACAAAGAUCAUUUUUGACCUGAUGGAGAUGUUGUUGUAAAUAUAAUGAAGAGGGAGAGGAUUUUGUUUUUUCAACUUAAUGUCCAAAUGAGUUUUAUAUUAUGAGUUAGAAUGAGUAAGAAUUACCUACAAAAAAAUCUGAACUCAGUGUUGUUCUCCUUCGAUGCCUUAUAUGAAACAGGUCUCACAACACUGUUGUUUACUUUUUCAAAUGUUUCAAACAUGACAGUGAAGUUUUUUGUUGUUGCACAUGUCAGUAAAUGAAUAAUUAUCCUUGAAGAGAUAUUUCUGAUUUUUUGUAGUGGGGUUUUAUGGGGUACUUAAACAUAAACAGUGUAUUAAACGCAGUAGAUAUCAGUCAGCACAUACCCAGUUUGGAGAAGCAGACUGGAGUCUGACAUGGAACCUAUGCCAUGUACUGCUGCUGACCCCUCCACAGCAGUACCUAUGCCAUGUACUGCUGUGGAGGGGUCAGCAACAAAACCUAAGGUGUGUUCUGAAUCGCAUACGUUCUCUUUUUACUUUUAGUAGGUACUGCAGCUGCCCUUAAAAUGCACACAUACUACUUCCUUAUAACAUAACGCCAUGAACUUUGACGCUCUUGCUUUUAUAUCCAUUAACUUGGAGAUAAAACAAUCGGCACUCACCAAAUUCGCCAGAGACGGAGAUCAACCCGGAGAGAUCUGCUGUUGUUACUUUGCAAUGUAUGUAGUUUAACUUAUAUAAAGUUAUAACUACACAGAUUGUAAAUUCGAAAAUAAUAUAUUUGUGACAGUGAAAUCACACUUGCAGUUCUCUGUCAUUAUUAUUUUUCUAGUUAUGUCCUAUUGUUGUUUCAGAAUCAGAAUCAGAAAUACUUUAUUGAUCCCCAAGGGGAAAUUAUUUAUGUUACAGGUGCUCCUUGCAAGAGAGGAAAGAUACGUGAAAAUAUAAGAAAUUUAAACAAUAGUAUUUACAAAUAUAUAGUUAAAUAAACAGGAAUUAUUAACAAA
Molecule: messenger RNA, 2182 nt
Organism: Epinephelus fuscoguttatus (brown-marbled grouper)
Lineage: Eukaryota; Metazoa; Chordata; Actinopteri; Perciformes; Serranidae
Product: kazrin-A-like
Exons: 7
Coding region: 25-999 (324 amino acids)
Molecular function (GO): protein binding
Source: RefSeq, a predicted model, not a curated record